Molecule: messenger RNA, 3255 nt
Organism: Malassezia restricta
Lineage: Eukaryota; Fungi; Basidiomycota; Malasseziomycetes; Malasseziales; Malasseziaceae
Product: histidine kinase
Exons: 1
Coding region: 1-3255 (1084 amino acids)
Biological process (GO): phosphorelay signal transduction system; protein autophosphorylation
Molecular function (GO): histidine phosphotransfer kinase activity; phosphorelay sensor kinase activity; protein binding
Source: RefSeq, a predicted model, not a curated record
AUGCCGUGUGACCGAGCAACUGUGACUGCAGACGCUAACACAUCGCAAAGUAUGUGUAAUGGACCUGUAGAUGACUGGGCCUCUUUUGCUGCUCGUUAUGUGACUGGAUCUCAGGACACUGCAUGCCAUCAAAUGAAGCCCGGCUCAUGCGCGUCACCGGCAGAUAUCCCGCAAGACCCAUAUACCCUCGCAUUAGGUAAAAAGAUGCAGCAUGUAUACGAAACGGAAGGUUACUUGCCGACCUAUACACAUGCUAAACAUAUCAACCAUUUACGAGCUGUGUGGUACAGUCGCCAGAUCAAAAAGCAUGACACCGGCACACUCUCCCGCAUUUGCCGACUCAUUUCCCAACUUCUCCAGCUACCGUAUGUUUCUGUCAAAAUUAUGGCGCCUCAAUCUAAAAGUCUUGAUGAGGAUCUAUCUCCUUACCAAGUCAUGUCUGAAUGGACGCAUGCAUCAGAGGAUGGAAUCCAGCCAGAUGAAACAGGUUUGUGCCAGAGUAUUUGGUCGCACGCAUUGUACCUACCCUUGAAUCAAGUCCUUGCUGUACCGGAUGCGCAGGAAGACUGGCGCUUCUCGCAUCAUACAAGUCGGCACAAAUUGCGCUUUUUUGCAUGCACGCCUAUUUUUGAUACCCAUAAUGAGGCAUUAGGCGUAUGCUGCAUGGGUGAUAUCAAGCCUAGGCAUGGCUCAGAUUUGGAAGAUGCUGCUUAUUCUAUACUUGACAUGAAGCAAAUGAUUAUCAACGACAUUGACCUGGCCGUCAACCGAGCCCAGGUCCUUCGCCGUGAUGAGCUCAAAGGAUGCACAGAAUCGCUGUUACGUACGUUUAGCAUGGAGACAGUGGCCGAUCCCCAUGUCAACAUGGAGCUAGAAGGCUGUGACCAGAUAUAUCAUCUCGCCGCCAACGCUCUCCAAUCGUCGAUGCAUGUUUCCGACGUGAUCAUUCUUGACUUGUCUAAUUUCAUCAUGAUUCAAAAACCCUUUGAAAAAGACGGGAACAGCAAUCAGCAGGUGGUCCAUUCGCACACAAUGGAUCCCAAUAUGAGUCAAACACACAUUGCACCCCUUUCGAUCCUAGGGUCGAGCGAACGCCAAGUGCAUGUCCCCGAGCGUGAAGCUGCCCUUGAUAUGAGCGACGUGCGCGCCAUUCAAGACUUUCUCAUGUUCACCGAGUCAGACGAUGAAAAUCGCUUUCGUCUUCAUGUGCCACCUGUGAUACGCCGACUCUUGCCUCGUCAGGCAGAGGAUGUGUUUGCCGUGCCAGUGUGGGGUGCCAAGCACCAGCCAUCACUACUGGUGUGUGCUUACUGCCUUCCCAACUGCUACUCUCUCAUGAUUGAUCAAAUGCAGCAUACGGCGCACCAACAUAUUCAGGCCAUUGGGCUAAUGAUGCUCGACGUGGUAGACAAGGAGACAGUCCUUAUUGCUGACCGAGCCAAGUCGACGUUUAUUUCCAACAUGUCGCAUGAGCUCCGCACGCCGCUGCACGGCAUUCUUGCAUCGACAGAUAUACUCAGUGAGUCAGGCCUAAAUGAGCUUCAAGGAUUUUAUUUGGAGACGAUCAAGUCGUGUGGGCACGGUCUGUUGGAGCUCGUAAAUCAUGUGCUAGACUAUACCAAGCUGUCUGGCGGCGCCUCCGGAUCUCAGCGACGUCCACGGAACAUCAGCAUGAGCGACUUUGAUCUAUCUCGUCUCGUACAAGAAGUAUGUGACAGCCAUGCACUUGGCCACCAAGUGACACCUCUGCACGAUAACCAAAUCGGUUCCAUUUACGAUCCGAAGGGGGCAGCUGAGGAGCGUGCGCAGCGAUGGUCUGACGUGGAGUUUGUGGUCAACAUCGAAAAGCGUCUGCAUGGCUGGUACGUCCAUUCAGAUUGUGGUGGGCUUCGUCGUGUCCUUAUGAAUCUCGUGGGAAAUGCUCUCAAAUUUACCACGAAAGGAUUCGUGGAAGUGUCUCUAAGUGGCGCUGAUAUCGACCAAGAUACGCUGCAGAUCUUUUUGCGCGUGCGCGAUUCUGGCUGUGGUAUCUCGCGCCAGUUUCUUGAUCAGCAGCUUUUCCACCCAUUUUCUCAGGAAAAUCCGUUGGGAAGUGGCACAGGCCUAGGCUUGUCUAUCGUACACGACAUCAUGCACUCGAUGGACGCUGGCACAGUUGAUGUGCGCAGCACACAAGGUAUUGGUACUGAGAUUAUCGCAUCGUGCCAUGUGCGCAAAGCACCUGCUUCUUCCGAUGUCGCAUACAUUCCCCAGCUUGAUGUGCAUCAGAGUUGCACAGCUCACUUGUUCGGCUUUCCUACUGACACGGAUGGUGGACGUAUUCUCCAGGAGACAAUCGUGCACUACCUUUCGACAUGGUGGGGAUUCUUGGUCCGUGUGCACCAUGAAGAUGAGGAUGCCUCAUCGUUGGUCGCUAGUAUGACUCAACGAAAUGUGGUGCUACUGAACAGUCGUUCCGCUCUCGUGCACCGACUCUUGUCGCAAGACAGGCUUCCUCCGCUUAUCUCGCUCACAGACUUGUACAGCAAGCAGCUUUUCAAAGAUACUCUUGAGGCAUACCGUAAGGCUGGCGGCGCUACCUAUUUCCUCCAGAAACCGACGGGACCUGCGCGCAUGGAGGAUGUACUCCGUGCAUGCCUAGAGCAAGUCCCUGAACAACCAUCUGGAUCUAUCUCGCUUGCCCGCCUCAAGGUGAGUGAUCUUCCCGAAGAGUCAUCCGCGAUUCCUGCGAUCAACACGAGCCGUAGCAACGUCCUGGCUUCCCCUGAUCGCAACGAGUUGGAACGCUCCCUGAACGAAGUCGCCGCCUACGCGUCCCCCUCAUCGCCUACGGUAAAAGUGGCACCUGACGCCGCCUUCACCUUCCGCGUUCUUUUUGCGGAUGACAAUCCCAUCAACUGCCAAAUGCUCGCUGCCUAUCUUCGAAAACUUCAUGUACCAUACGUGGAAGCCCAUGGUGGCUGUGAGGCCGUUACCGCCUUCGCAACCAAACCACAUGGGUACUUCCAUCUCGUGCUAAUGGACUUCUCGAUGCCGAAUAUCGACGGUCUACAAGCCUGUAUGAUGAUCCGGCACAUUGAGAAGCAGCGCAACAUGGAAAUGGAAACGCAACAUCGCUGUCACACAUACAUGCUGUCGGGUGCCUCCAUGGAGGAAAUUCUGCGUCAAGGCACCAAUGCGGGAGCCGAUGGCUACCUCGUCAAGCCACUCAGUUUCAAGGCUUUUGUAGCCCUCAUCCAGAAGCUAGAUGAAUAG